GUCAGAUCUGCCUCUUAAAAACACAUCAAGGGAAGCCGGGACCAAACAGUGGCCUCAGAAGCUUGCUGUCACCUGCUGUGCGGGGCAGAAUGGCGCCCCCAACAGGCGCAAAUGUGCUGUCUUCGUGGCUGCUGCUGGUGACCAUGGCAGGAUGUGCCUGUCAGCAGUGCGGUGAGGGGAGGACGUACUCCAACGCCAUCAUUUCCCCUAACCUGGAAAGCAUCAGGAUCAUGCGCGUGCCUCAGACGUUUGCUGUACAGGACUGCACUGCCGCUUGCUGUGACCUCUCCAGCUGUGACCUGGCCUGGUGGUUUGAGGGCAGGUGUUUCCUGGUCAGUUGCCUGCUCCAAGAGAACUGUGAGCCCAAGAAGAUGAGCUCCAUCAGGUCCCACCUCACAUUCGUGCUCAGGCCUGUCCAGAGGCCGGCACAGCUGCUGGACUAUGGAGAGAUGAUGCUAAACAGGGGCUCUCCCUCGGGGCUCUGGGGGGACCCACCUGAGGAUAUUAAAAAGGACUUGCCCUUUCUAGGCAAAGACCAGGGGGACCUAGAGGACCUGUCUGAGUACCCAGAUGAUUACAGGGAGCUGGAGCAAGACCUUCUGCCGCCCGUCAGCAAGGAGGAGCCCCGAGAGAGGGCUGACGACACCGACUGGGGUCUGCUGCCCAGCAGCGACCAGGAGUUCAACUCCACGAUGGGGGACAGUCCAGUGCCAGAGGAGGGACAGCCAGACCCUGAGCUCCAUGACCAGGACCUGGCCCAUCAGCGACCCAGUGAGUUGGCCUGGACCUCUGCCCCGACACACACUCCUGAGACAAAUCCAUUUCCAUCAGUAACAGCUCCAUCUUCCCGAGAGAUGUUAGAGAAGGAGGAGGCAUUUCAGCUCCAGGAACAAUCCAGAAUUAACCCUGGAACAGAGGUGCUAAUGCCUUCCCAUGGGCCUCCAGCCAGCCUGGAGCCCAGCUCAGCCCCGUUGGAGGAAAGACCCGUUCUCACCAUCAGCCCUCGGAGCACGGUGCCCAGCACCCCAGCGCUCCCCACCAGCGCAGUCCCCUCUGGCUCUGCCCUGCCUGAGCAGCCCACAUCUCUUACCCUCACUCCCAAGACAGUGAAGGAGCUCACAGUGUCUGCUGGAGAGAACCGGGUGGUAACUUUACCCAACACCGAAGUUGAACUGAAGGCCUUUGUUGUGCCCACUCCCCCUGCAGAAACGACUUACAACUAUGAAUGGAGUUUCAUAAGCCACCCUGCAGACUACCAAGGGGAGAUAAAACAAAGACACUUGCAAACUCUUCAUCUCUCUCACUUGUCAGUGGGAUUUUACACCUUCAGAGUGGCUGUUUCUAGUGAAAAUGCCUUUGGAGAAGGAUUUGUCAAUGUCACCGUGAGGCCAGCCAAAAGAACCAACCUGCCUCCUGUGGCAGUUGUCUUGCCCCAAAUGCAAGAACUCACUCUGCCUGCGACAUUGGCCCACAUCGAUGGCAGCCAAAGCACAGAUGACAGACAGAUCGUGAGUUACCACUGGGAAGAAGUGGCUGGGCCUUCCCGGGGAGAGAAGGCCUCAGGGGACUCCCCAAUCUUGCGCUUGUCCCACCUUGUCCCUGGCAACUACACUUUCAGGUUGACUGUCACAGACUCGGAUGGAGCCACCAACUCCACGACAGCCUUCCUGAGAGUCAGCGAUGCUGUGGACAGGCCGCCAGUGGCCAAUGCGGGCCCAAAUCAGACCGUAACUUUGCCCCAAAACUCUGUCAUUUUGAAUGGGAACUGGAGCACCGAUGAUCAUGAGAUUGUCUUGUAUGAGUGGUCCCUGGACCCUGGGAGUGAGAACAAGGAGGUGGUCAUGCAGGCAACGCAGACCCCCUACCUUCACUUGUCUGCACUGCAACAAGGAGAGUACACCUUUCAGCUGACGGUGACAGAUUCUUCAAGGCAGCAGUCCACUGCUGCGGUCACUGUGAUUGUCCAGCCUGAAAACAACAGGCCUCCAGUAGCUGUUGCAGGCCCUGAUAAGGAGCUGGUCUUCCCUGUGGGAAGUGCAGCCCUGGAUGGGAGUGGGAGCACCGAUGACCAUGGCAUAGUCUUCUACCGCUGGGAGCUGGUCAGAGGCCCCAGUGCGGUGCAGAUGGAAGAUGUGGACAAGGCAGUAGCCACUGUGACUGGCCUUCAGGUGGGUGCCUACUGCUUCCGCCUAACGGUGAGAGACCAGCAGGGACUGAGCAGCACGACCAACCUGACGGUGACCGUGAAGGUGAAGAAGGAAAAUAAUAGUCCUCCCAGAGCCCAGGCUGGUGGCAGACAUAUUCUUGUGCUUCCCAAUAACUCCAUUACUUUGGAUGGUUCAAGGUCUACCGAUGACCAAGGAAUUGUGUCCUAUCUGUGGAUCCGGGAUGGCCAGAGUCCAGCAGCUGGAGACGUCCUCGAUAGCUCUGACCACAGCGCGGCCCUGCAGCUCACCAAUCUGGUGGAGGGCAUCUAUACUUUCCACCUGCGAGUCACGGACAACCAGGGGGUCUCGGACACAGACACCGUCACUGUGGAGGUGCAGCCAGACCCACGGAGGGGUGGCCUGGUGGAGCUGAUCCUGCAGGUGGGUGCUGGGCAGCUGACGGAGCAGCAGAAGGGCACCCUCGUGAGGCAGCUGGCCGCGCUACUGCAUGUGCUCGACUCUGACAUCAAGGUUCAGAAAAUCCAGGCCCACUCGGACCUCAGCACCAUGGUUGUGUUUUAUGUGCAGAGUGGACUGCCUUCCACAGUUCUUAAAGCUGCUGAAGUGGCCCGAAACCUGCACAUGCGGCUUUCCAAAGAGAAGCCAGACUUCUUGCUUUUCAAGGUCUUGAGGAUUGAUACUGCAGAUUGCCUCCUGGAGUGUUCUGGCCACGGUCGCUGCGACCCUAUCACAAAGCGCUGCGUUUGCUCCCAGAUGUGGAUGGAGAACCUCAUCCAACGUUACGUCCGGGGUGGCGAGAGCAACUGUGAAUGGAGUGUAUUCUAUGUGACAAUUCUGGCUUUCAUGCUGACCGUGCUGGCGGGAGGCUUGACGCGGGUUUGCAUUUGCUGCUGCAAGAGAAGGAAAAGGACGAAAAUAAGGAAAAAGACCAAGUACACCAUCCUGGAUAACAUGGAUGAGCAGGAAGGAGUGGAGCUGAGGCCCAAAUACGGGAUUAAGCACCGGAGCACAGAGCACAACUCUAGCCUGAUGGUGUCCGAGUCGGAGUUCGACAGCGACCAGGACACCAUCUUCAGCCGAGAGAGGAUGGAGAGGGGGAAUCCCAAAGUUUCCAUGAACGGCUCCCUGAGAAACGGGGCCUCCUUCAGUUACUGCGCCAAGGACAGGUAAGGGAGCUGCUGGAAAAGGGGAGAAGCUGCAUAGGAAAACCUGGGACCAGUGAGUGGCGGUAAAGCCAAAAAUGACUCUCCUGUGAGUAGAGUGUGACCAGCCUCUCACAGUGGCCUGGACCGGCGGAUUCAAAGACCCGUCUCCUUGGAGGACACAAAGCAAAAGGAAAAUACUGCUCAAUUAACUAGGUUGCUUGUUAGUAAGAAUGAAAGCUGGAUAACAUUUUGUACACUCAGAAGGUUUCAUCUGUUAUAGCUGGCUCCAUAUUCUAUUGCCUGUGUCAAAAUACAAAUUAACACCUCUUUCUAUCUGCAGCCUCUUAGUGAAAAUCCCCUUUCAGCAAGGCCUUCACAAAAGCUGAUUUCUCACUAGGUAGCUGGAAGGAUAGCUUUCCAAACGCUUUAUCUUGUCAAGUCUAUAGUCAGAUGGCUGGAUGAAAACGGGUUAUGUGGGGGGCCUAGGCCACCUCUUGUGCACCAGGAGUUCUAUGCUGGCGUGACAUGUGCUGUGGUCAGCCACCACUGGGAGGGGUUCACUCUAGAAGGGGCUCUUGAGAACAGAAGAAGAAAUGUGUUCUUAGUACCAGAGGCCACAGGAAGGGAGCAUGGCUGUAGAUCGAAAGGUGCAGGUGACAGCUAACAUAAGCAAACUACGCAGAAGCCUACCUUAGCCCCAGCUUAUACACAAGAAAGGUCAUUACUAAUUCACCAAACAUGUAUUGAGUAAGUACUCCAGGCCCUGCAUUCAUUUACUGACUAGAGGGAGGAAUGGCAACUCUGCGAUGGUAUGUGUAUUCCAGAACUCGGAACGCACAGGUCUCCCUUGGGAUGUAUGGUCAUAAUAGUAAAAAUAACUGGACAUGGA
This is a messenger RNA of Ochotona princeps (American pika), 4202 nucleotides long. Its product is annotated as KIAA0319 ortholog. Lineage: Eukaryota; Metazoa; Chordata; Mammalia; Lagomorpha; Ochotonidae. Gene Ontology annotation, biological process: negative regulation of dendrite development; neuron migration. The transcript is spliced from 20 exons. Bases 90 to 3338 code for a protein of 1082 amino acids. Gene Ontology annotation, molecular function: protein binding. The record is from RefSeq and is a predicted model, not a curated record. Gene Ontology annotation, cellular component: cytoplasmic vesicle; plasma membrane.